Messenger RNA from Pelobates fuscus (common spadefoot toad), 2773 nucleotides. RefSeq names its product acyl-CoA dehydrogenase family member 9 (gene ACAD9). The transcript is spliced from 18 exons. Gene Ontology annotation, molecular function: acyl-CoA dehydrogenase activity; flavin adenine dinucleotide binding. The coding region runs from base 58 to 1932 and encodes 624 amino acids. The record is from RefSeq and is a predicted model, not a curated record. NCBI's taxonomy places the organism in Eukaryota, Metazoa, Chordata, Amphibia, Anura, Pelobatidae.
ACACGAUUCGCGCGUUUUGAUGACACUUACUGCCAGGUUCGCUUUGACAUUGUAACAAUGAGCAACUUCUUCCGACUGAUCCAGAGAACGCUGGGGGUUUCCCACAACCAAAUCUCUGGAAUUCUACACCGGAAUGCCAGAGCCGUGCGCCUCAUUCACACCGGUCCCCUGAACUUGAAUUACGCCAAGGGACUUUUUCUAGGAUCCAUCAACAAGAACCAAGUAUUUCCUUAUCCAGAGAUUAGCAAGGAUGAGUUAGAAGAAAUAAACCAGUUUGUGGCUCCCGUGGAGAAGUUCUUCAAUGAAGAAGUCAAUUCUAAGAAGAUUGAUGAAACUGCUAAUAUUCCCCGAGAAACUUUGGAAGGAUUGAAAAAUCUUGGUCUCUUUGGCAUUCAGAUUCCUGAAGAAUAUGGAGGCCUUGGAUUAUCGAACACAAUGUAUGCUCGCUUGGGAGAGAUAACUUCCCUAGAUGGAGCCAUUGCCGUCACCCUGGCUGCCCAUCAAGCCAUUGGACUUAAGGGACUCCUACUUGCUGGAACUGAAGAACAAAAAGCCAAAUACCUCCCCAAACUGGCAUCUGGUGAGCACAUUGCAGCAUUCUGCCUCACUGAGCCUGGAAGUGGUAGUGAUGCGGCUUCAAUCCAGACCAGAGCAACUCUGAGUGCUGACGGCAAACAUUAUUUUCUCAAUGGCUCAAAGGUCUGGAUAUCAAAUGGAGGCUUAGCAGACAUAUUUACGGUGUUUGCAAGAACAGAAUUGGUUGAUAAAGAUGGUGUCACUCAAGAUAAAAUAACAGCAUUUUUAGUUGAAAGAGCCUUUGGCGGUGUCACACAUGGGAAACCAGAAGAUAAAUUAGGAAUUCGUGGAUCAAAUACUUGCGAGCUUCAUUUUGAAAAUACAAAGGUUCCUGUGGAGAAUGUAAUUGGAGAAAUUGGAGGUGGAUUCAAGGUAGCGAUGAAUAUUCUUAACAGCGGGAGGUUCAGUAUGGGCAGUGCAUCUGCUGGCUUAAUAAAGAAACUGAUUGAAAUGACAGCAGAGUAUGCUUGUACAAGGAAGCAAUUCAAUAAGAAACUGGGGGAUUUUGAAUUAAUUCAGGAGAAAUUUGCUCUGAUGGCACAGAAAGUUUUUGUAAUGGAAAGUAUGGCAUAUCUGACAGCCGGGAUGAUGGAUAGACCUGGGCUGCCAGAUUGUUCUGUAGAAGCAGCCAUGGUUAAGGUUUUCAGUUCAGAAAGCGCGUGGCUCUGUGUGAGCGAAGCUUUGCAGAUCCUGGGAGGUUUGGGCUACAUGAAAGAUUAUCCAUAUGAACGUUACCUCAGAGACAGCCGUAUUCUGCUUAUCUUUGAGGGAACAAAUGAAAUUCUUCGUAUGUACAUUGCUCUGACAGGAAUGCAACAUGCAGGGAAAAUAUUGACUGGUAAAAUAAAAGAAAUGAAGAAGGGAAACGUUGGGAUAGCUUUGGAAAUGCUUUCUAAAAAGCUUCGAGACAGCUUUGGAAGAAGUGUGAAUUUGGGAUUAACAGGAAAAGAUGGAGUUGUUCAUCCAAGUUUAGAGGAAAGUGCAAAGAAACUGGAGGAGAACACAUAUUAUUUUGGAAAUACUGUAGAAAGCUUGUUGUACAGGUUUGGCAAGACUAUAGUGGAUGAGCAGUUGGCUUUAAAGAGAGUAGCAGAUGUUCUUAUUAAUCUGUACGCAAUGACAGCUGUUAUUUCCAGAGCCAGUCGGUCCAUCAGCAUUGGACUUCGCAACCAUGACCAUGAAGUACUUUUGGCAAAUAUGUUUUGUUCAGAGGCUUAUUUCGGGAAUAAUUACCUCAUGGCUCAGCUAUCAAAACAUUCUGCUGAAAACCAGGAUGACAGUAUUCGAAAAAUAGCUAAAUUUGUUCUGGAAAACCGUGCUUACACCUGUGCACAUCCUCUGGACAGGACAUUCUGAAAAUUGACAGAUCUUUGAAAUGAAUUGCAACAGAAGAUUGUAUAUCGUCACAAUGUAGCUUAUUGAAUGUCUGGAUAUUUUGUAAUAAAUACAUAAAUUGUGAUAAAUCUAAACUCAAAAUUACAUUAAAGACUAACACCAAGUUUGCCUUACAUCCUUAAAUGAACACUAAACCAUAGUACAUUAUUUAUGGAGUGCAGAGAAGGGGUGGGAACGGUCUUUCCCACCAACCUCCACCUCCACUACUGAGGAUGGAGAGUCGGAAGCUUUGCUCACACAGAAAGAUUCAAUCUCUGUCAGAUGCAAUGCAUGCAAGGGCUAGCGCCUGACUGACCCCAGGUAAGAAGUCAAACCAUUGUUUAAUAUGUUUACCUUUAAUAUCUAGAUCAUACCUGGCAUCAUAACCACUACAGUGCACUGUAAUGGUUAUGGUGCUGAAGUGUUCCUCUGAUAUAAAUAUAUUAUAAAUAUAUUUAUAUUAAAUAAUAGUUUUUGACAGCUUUAAAUGCAAAUGCAAUAUUAAUUCACACUUGAGUGGUCAAUAACAACUGUUAAGAUAUUUGAGUCCGUUAUUUUAUUGUAUCCUUUUUCUGAAGCAGAACAGUAACAAAGCUCAUGUAAUAAAUCGGCUUUGUUAUUGUAUGUGAAAGAGAAAUCCAGCAUAAGUGUCUGUUGAUUAGUGUUUGUGAAUCUCUAAUAUUUUUUGAUCUUCCUGUAAAAAUUAUUGUGUCUCUCUUGACAACUUAAUUCUUUACUUCUCCUCUAAUGAAUUAAGGAAUGGUGGGAAAAAAGUGUACACUAUGACAGAUGCAACAUGAAAAAAAUAAAGUGUUUAACAAUU